AUGGUCAAGAUGUUUGUACUAUGCCAGGUUGAACGGAAAUGGUAUCGAUACAUUGAAAAGUGCCAGUCGGAAUUAGCAUUUAGGAAGAGGAUUGAAGUGACUUGGCGAAACCCAUACGUUGUUGUCCAAUGUCGUGGAUGUUACAGUAUUGACGGACGAAUGGAUCUCCAAGAAUCCAUGAUGGUCCAAAUCCAAAGUUAUUGA
Molecule: messenger RNA, 204 nt
Organism: Caenorhabditis remanei
Lineage: Eukaryota; Metazoa; Nematoda; Chromadorea; Rhabditida; Rhabditidae
Exons: 2
Coding region: 1-204 (67 amino acids)
Source: RefSeq, a predicted model, not a curated record